This is a messenger RNA of Micromonas pusilla CCMP1545, 267 nucleotides long. RefSeq lists its product as uncharacterized. The record is from RefSeq and is a predicted model, not a curated record. NCBI's taxonomy places the organism in Eukaryota, Viridiplantae, Chlorophyta, Mamiellophyceae, Mamiellales, Mamiellaceae. Bases 1 to 267 code for a protein of 88 amino acids. The transcript has a single exon.
AUGGUGGACAAGCGCGCGUUGCUCGCCGGCGGCAUCGUCCUCUGGGCGGGCGCGCUGCAGCUCCACAUGUGGUCGCUGACGUCCUCGGACGCGUUCAGGAAGUCCCCGAUCGCGAGCUCGUCGUCGUGGUCGUGGUCAUGGACGACGCCGUCGCUCUGGGGCGGACCCGGAGGAAGCGGCGACGGCGACGGCGGCGGGGAGAAGACGUCGUCGACGCCGCCGGGAAGGACGACGCGAGAGGCGGCGCGCGGAAGAGGAGAUAGGUAG